AUGCCAAAAAAGAAUAAUAAGAAAGCUACCAAGAAGAAUGAGGUAGUAAAUAAGGACAAUGGGAAAGAAAAGGCUGAUACGAAAGCUAUAGAAGUAGAUGAAUCACAAGAAAUAGAUAUAGAGGAAAGCAGAGUGGACGACAAAGCGGCCGAAAAUCCAGAAGUUUGUGAAGAUAUUUCUAACGUAGAACAUAAUACUGAGCUGAAUAAUGAAACAGGAAUAGCCAAGGAAAAAGCCAUACCAGCUGUCGCUGUAUCGGAAUCAAAGGAAAGUGUCGAAGAUUCACAAGAGCUCCAACAGGCUUCACUUCCUACCACAGAUAGUAUUCCUCCUAAAACGAAAAAAAGAUUAACAUUACUGGAAAGGUUAGCAUUAGCUGCAAAAGGAAAAAAACAGAGGUCUUCUACGCCUACCCCUACGUCAUCAGCUGGUGGAACCCCACCAGUUAAUGCUCCUGAGGAACCAAUGAAUAUAAAUAUAAACGAAGGAAGUGACCCAUUAGCGGAUAAUAAUGUUAGCUUGAAAGUAAAAGAAAAUGUACAUAAUACUGGGCUGGAAAAUAAUCUUGAAUCACACGACAAAUAUUCGGAAGAGAUUGCAAGACUAACUGCAGAAAUUAGGAAUUUGAGAGCUAAUAAUUCUGAGUUAUCUGAUGAAAAUAAACGGUUGAAUGCACAAUCAUCGAAGCCCGGAAGUAUUAAAGAGAUAUCCAAUUUGAAAGAACAGUUGUCAUCUAAAGAUGAAACAAUUGAACAAUUAAUGAAAGAGGGUCAGGCCUUAUCGGUAAAGGAAUUAAAACUUAACGAAAGCAUUAAAAAGUUAAAAGCAUCAAACAAUGAUUUAGAGCAAUCAUUAAAUGAUUAUUCAAAAAAGAACGAGCAGAUAUUACUACAAUUAAAUGAACAAGAGGAUUUCCUAAAAAAGCAUAAGUUCAAGUCCAUUAACCAAUUAAUUGACAAUUACAACGAUAUAUCCAAUAAACUAGCUCAGUCUAAUGAUAAUCUAGAAAAAGAAAAACAGCUUGAUUGGGAGGGCAAAUACAAAGAGCAACAAAGGCUUUAUGAAGCUGAAUUCACAGAAAAAAAACAGGCUAUAAAACAAUUGAAUGAAAUCAAAAUUCAAUUUGACAUGUCCAAAAAGCAAAAUUCUCUUGAGUUAGAGUCCAAAAAUACCACUAUUAAUGAUUUGAAAAGAAAUAUAAAUAGUAUAAGAGAUGAGAAUUCAAAAGAGAUUUAUCGCCUAGAAAAUAAAAUCGAAUCUUUGAGAGUCGAGAAUGAGCGUUCGGUUGGUGGUUUCAGCGAUAAAAAGGACUACAAUGAUGGUGGUGAAAAAGAUCAAACGGAAGCUAGUAGUUCGAAACAUAUAGACUACGAAGAGUUCGUUAAGUUAUCUAAUAACCACCAUAAUUUGCAACAACAAUAUUUAUCUUCACAAGAAAAUUGGAAAAUGAUUGAAUCAAAUCUAUUAAAUAAAGUAGAUUCAUUGACAUCGUCUGUAGACGCUUUGAAAAAGUCCAAGACAAAGUCAACUAAUGAGCUUCAAAAGGUGCAAAAUAGUUUACAAAAAAAAAUAGAAGAGUAUGAUCAAUUAAACGAGAAAUUUGAAGAAUUAACAAAUGAAAAAGAAGAACUUCUCUUUCAGAACCAAGUUAAAGAUACCGAUUAUCAAGAGUUACAAGAGAAAUUUGACAAAUUUCAACAAAUUUACAAUACAGACCGCCAAAACCUCAACUCUAAAAUUAAAAAAUUGACAGAGUCCUUGGAAAAAUCAAAGAAUAAUAGUAAUACUAACUUGGGACCAUUUGAUCAAACUUCUCCAAGUAAGCAAAAUAUUAACGGUUUAAAUCUUAAUCUUGAACCUCCAAAAUUCACAAAACACCUUUCAUCAACUAGUAUCAACGAAGCAUCUUACAAUAACUCUGGUUGGCCAGAUAUAAAAUUCGGUGAAUCUUCGACUACUCCAGCUAUUUCGAGAGAAUAUUCGUCCGUAUUUAUGAGCCAUUCGCAUAAUAAUUCUCUGGCUUCAUUAAUGGACAAUGCUGAUAUGGGAACAGAACUAGGUAAUGAUAAUUAUUCUUUCAAUUCCAAAUAUGCAAGCCAUAUCGGUAAUGGUAGUAUAUCAGGUGUCAUUCCAACAUCUGGAAAUAAUAAUAUUCAAUUAAUUAACAAAAUGAGUUCAAAUAUCAGGAGGUUGGAAAUUGAAUUAAGUACUAUGAAAGAUGAAAAUACUCAAUUGUCCUUGGAAAAGGAACAAGCUCAGCAGGAAAUAUUAAAGCAAUUUAAAUUAGUCGAAGAAGUUAAUAGCCUAAAGGAGCAAAUUACUGCAUUGCAAACUGAAAUAGAUGAGAAGUCGAAGCAAGAAGAAACAAUGUUGGAAUUAAUCGGCGAAAAAUCAGAGCAAGUUGAGGAAUUAAGAGCUGAUGUUCAAGAUUUGAAAGAUUUAUGCAAAUCACAAGUCCAACAAAUGAUUGAGAUUCAAGAAUCAAAAUAG
Debaryomyces fabryi is the source of this 2490-nucleotide messenger RNA. RefSeq lists its product as uncharacterized. The record is from RefSeq and is a predicted model, not a curated record. The transcript has a single exon. The coding region runs from base 1 to 2490 and encodes 829 amino acids. Gene Ontology annotation, cellular component: endoplasmic reticulum; Golgi apparatus. Lineage: Eukaryota; Fungi; Ascomycota; Pichiomycetes; Serinales; Debaryomycetaceae.